Messenger RNA from Octopus sinensis (East Asian common octopus), 5894 nucleotides. RefSeq lists its product as uncharacterized. The record is from RefSeq and is a predicted model, not a curated record. The transcript is spliced from 3 exons. Lineage: Eukaryota; Metazoa; Mollusca; Cephalopoda; Octopoda; Octopodidae. The coding region runs from base 299 to 4810 and encodes 1503 amino acids.
AGCAGUGCCACAACCUUAACAACAGUAACACCCACUACCACUGCUGCUAACGCCAUCACCACCACCAUUACUUCUGUAAGCACCUGACACAAUCACCUUCUCAAAAGCUAGCAAUAUGGGCAAGUACCCUGUUGGCUAUCACAGGUGGCGCUGUAAUUGUUGACUGGUUUACUUAGCAUUGUUUAUUGUUGUUGUUGGUGUUAUUUUUUGUUGUAGUUGUCGGAGAAUUACUGCACAAAGAUUGAGAAAUGAACCUUAGAAAUUGCUGGUUAACAUAAGAAAAUCUUUUAUUGUGAAAAUGGGGCAGAAUUUAUCAACACUUCAGAUAGUCCCUGUUCAGCCUGCUGGAAGAAGAAGGCAUCCCAUUUCAAGACAAUAUCAUAUUCCACAUCAAAUCCACAGCUUUCUGGUACCAGAAAACAAAGUUUUGCCUAAAGAAAUUACUCACCGCAAACUUCGUCCAGUUUCUGUGCAGCUUGCAGCAAAAAAUUCUGAUUUUGCAUCAAUCUGGGGAAAUCCGGUCACGGUACUUGAUGAACAAAUUCGUUCAAGAAUCGAAGGUUUGCAAAAAAGCUCUCCUGAAAAUCACACUAAAAGUUUGGCAAACAAAACAAGGAAUGAAAUAAUUAACCAUUCUCACUUAGGCGAGCAGGAUUGCAGUGGAGAGUCUUUAUUAAAUGCAAAUGAAACAAAUGAUAAUCAAAAUAUUAGUAAAAAAGAAAUAUUACCAGAAAAUAAGAAGAAAAGAGAGACAGAAAUUGAUAAUUUCAAAGAAGGGAAUAACUUUCAAUUACUUCAACCAAUGAAUCCAUUUGAAAAAUCCAGAACACAAACAAAGAGCUCAGAAAUCAUGCCAUCAGAGCAACAAACGAAAUAUUUACCUUCAAAUGAAAUUCCAAAUCCUUUGCUACAUUCAGAUUAUCAGACCAAGAUAUCAGUCUUUUAUUCUACAGCUAACAAUGUGAAUAACCUGAAAAACAAGGCACCGAUUGCUUCUUUGCCACAAAAGUGCAGUUUCCCAGUAGACCAAUGUUAUUCUCUUACAUAUGCACAGAUGGCUGAAAUUCGCCGACAGAAAUAUUCCAACAUGCCUACACAUGAGAAUAAUUCUAUUUCUUCAAAUCUUCAGCCUCAAACAAAACCAUUGAGUGUAUUAGGUUCUGAAAGUAAUAAUUGCAACAGGAAUCGUCGAAAGAAACGUCAGGCUCCUCUCCCACCUCCACAUGCAAAUAAGUUUAUUGUUCAACCAGAGAACUCACUGUUUACAUCUGACACAGGAACCUGUGACAAUAGUCAAAAUGUCUCUUCAAAGUCUUCAUGCCAGGUUAUCCCCUUUACAGCUAAAACUAAUCAUGAAAAGUAUACUUUUCAAACACAAAAUCUUGGAAUAUCAAAUCCAUCAAUGAUAUCUCAAUUUAGCUGUAAACCCAGUGUAGAAGUUAGAUCUGAAACUAACAAUUUCCAGUCAACAGAAAAAAAAUUAGAUCAAAGCUUUUCUGAGACCAGAAUUAUUUCUGAUAAUGUUAUUUUAAUGAAACAAACACAAAGUAACUUUCAUGAAAACUUGACUGACAUGGACUCAUCUGCUGAUUGCUGUUUAAGUAAAACAAAUCAACACACUAACCAACAGAAUUGGCAGAAAGAACUUAACUGUAAGGUUUCUAAUGAGUUUAAAUCCUCACCAGGUUUGACCAGGAGUGAUUCCCACACUAGGUACAUCAAUUUCAGUUUCUCAAACCAAGAAAAUCAACAUGAGAAUCACAGAAAGUCCCUACAGUCAGAUAAUGUUUACAAUGUUCAACCAUACUCAAGGCCCUAUGUUCUGACCCCAUCAGGUACCAUGCUGACCUCUUGUCCAGUGGUCAUAAAUGAUUCUUCCCAAACCAAUCAUGUUAGUAGAACAAAUGCACAGAGUAAGGCUGAACUUCAGUUUUCUGAAAAAAAUAAAAAAAAACAAUAUUUUUCUCCGUGGAACAAUAAUUGCAAUCUUCCUUCAACCAAUCAGAGUUACUCUUCAAAUAAUCUACAGGGGAAUGGUGAUUCUUCGACAGUAAGUGAGACUUCAGAUAAAACAGACCCUUCAAAUUUAAAACUUUCUACAUCAACAUGCCAUACAACUCCAAAAUAUUUUUCAUCCAAAAGUGACCUGACUAAUACAACAAAUUCUAUGGUGUCUUCUGAACUUGAUAGUGAUACCUAUCAAAGAUAUGGAUCAUUGGUGUCUUCAGCUUCUUUGGAUUGGUCAAAAGGCUUUAGUCCAGCCACUGCAGAAGAAAUGAAAAUGUCACGGACUUCGGAAUAUACACAAAAUGUUUGUUCCGCUAUACCUUGCAAUCAACAAACAAGUGAGACAAAGACAAACAGGGAGGUAGGUCCAGAUCACCACAAUGUUCUUUCCUUUCCAAAGGUAGAUGUUGGUAAUAGUGCUCAGAGAUAUCAAGAAACUAGACAAAUGGAAUUUCCAUUUGCCCCUGAACUGAACCAAACGUUCACAGAAAGAGAUAGUUACAUGAGAGAGAAUUGGCAGUUGAGAGAACCAUUACAAACAGUCAAUUCUCUUGUUGAAACUAAUGCUAUAGAAUUCUCAAAGCCUAAAUCAGCAGCUCCACCACCACCUCCUCCUCCUCCCCCUCCACCACCACCACCACCACCACCACCACCACCGCCACCAUCAUUAGGCAGAACAUUAAAUUACUGUCCCCCUCUUCAAAGAGAAUUCAUAGACCAAAGUGGGCAAAAUUCCCUCCCUAGCAGCAUUUCUAAGACAACCAUUUCAUCCAACAUUAUGAAAGGACUGGAAACAAUCUUCAAAGAAGACAUCAUAGAAGCUCGGAAUAGCUUAAGAUCAAUGAAAAAGCAAGAGAACUCUGAUUCUGUAAAACCUAUGAAAAAAGAUCUUCAUGAUGCCUUCUAUUAUGAACUAACACAGACAUGUUUGACCAGGCAAAAAAGAUGGCAGGAGGAAAACUUUAGCAAAUUACCAAAUGGCAAAAACCAAAUUUUGGGUAAUGUUGUGGAUAGAACCAAAAAACAUUCGGAAGAUUUACUGAAUAAAAAUGCAGUAGAAAAAUUUAAUAAAUUAUCUCCAAACAAUUCCUUCAACUCAAAUUCUUCAGAAAAUCUUAAAAUCAAUGGAGACUUUAAAAAUCACAUAUCUUUAAACCAACCCAAGCAGCCUAAUUUGAAAAGUGAAAAUCAGAAAGGAACUGACUCUACAAGAUCAACAAAUGACUGGACUCCAAUGCAAGAUCUUGAAGAUUCAGAAAAUUCUGAUACAGAGAGUUCUGUGAAAAAUUCUCAAAGAAAAAACACAACUGGUUUUAAAUAUAGUCUUAUUCCUGAAAAUAUAAAAUAUCUAAAUAACACAAAGGAAUUUUAUAGCAAAAACUGUCCCAAACCAGAAUACGAUGUCACAAAGAAUUCUUUCACUUGGAAGAAUGAACAAAGCUUCAUUAAGUCAAAUUCAAAUAAAUCCAAAAAUGGUAAAGAAACCAACCCUAAAACAUGUGAAGUAUCUGAAAAUAUUGGUUGGGAUAAAUCUAGUGGAAUCAAAAGUAAUUCAAAAUAUAAAAAUGGAAGAGACUUUGAUUAUUUGGAAAAGAAAACUGGUAAAAUGUCAGAGCAACAUCAUUUAGGCAGAGUUAAGCAUGAGGGAGAGAAAGGAAAAGAAAAUGAAAAUGGAUGUCAAAGAGGAUGGAAUGUUUGGAAAAAGCAGAAGAAAUUUCCCAAAGAAUCUUCUGUAAAUACGAAUGAAAAACAGCAACUUAAGGUGACAGAAUCACAAAUUAACCAAAAGGAAGAAGAAAUGGAAAGAGAAAGACUCAAUCAAAUGGAAAUAGAAUCUGAAUUUCUGAAGAAACGGUCAAAUCAGAGAUUGGUAGUGGGUAGAGAUUGGAGGAAUAGAUUAACAAAAAUUACUAAACAGUCAUUAGAAGGAAUGUAUGAUUUGGAAGAGAAAAGAAAGAACUACACUAAUAAUGAUCAAAAAGAAGCUGAGUUCAAUGAAGACAUUACAAAAUGCAAUCAGAACACAUGGAAAGAGAACGAGAAAGUAAAUUGUAAGAAUGAAGUGAACUUUAAUAAAACAAGAGCUCAGCUUCAGGAGAACUCAACUUCAUCGAAUGGGAUGGCACAGAAUCACACUCAAUACAGCGAAUCUGUAGUUUCUAACAAUGAGGGGCUAACAAAUGAUAUUCUUUUGAAACCCAAAAUUGAAAAACAGAAUGCAAGCAUUUAUUUCCCAAAUUCUUUAGCACCAAAUUAUAUCCCAAAUCCAUUUUUGGGUAUAUCAUCCAACUAUUUUGGUACCUCCUAUCUCAAUGAAUAUCUGAAGUUAGUUGGUAUUGGGCAACCAUUUCUACCAAUGAACCUUACAUACCAUAGUAUUCCUGGAUAUUUAGGAACUAGUUACAACAUGAUGCCACAGACAACUGAUAUAUAUGCAGGAACAAAUUUCACAAAUCCUUUGCCAUUUUUACCUUCAGUCUUCAAUAAUUUCUCAGCUAUGAGUGAGUCAAAAUCAAAAGAUGUACAGAACCCAGUCUACACAAGUGAUAGUGAUGAUGCUGAUUCAUUGUACCAAUCUCCAGGAACCUACACAGACCAAAUGAGUAACUGGAGUUCAGACAAUAGCAAGAGUAUCCAAACAGAAGAUCUAAACAAUUCUGACAGUACGCAGUCUUCUGAUGUUUACAUGUUUCAAGCAAAUAAAGAACAAGACGAGGAUUUUGAUUCAGGAAAUGCUUUCUCAUCAGAAUUUGAAAUGUUGACCUCUCAAAUGAAGUACUCAAAACUGGAAGAACUAAGCUGAGCCAUUGUCAAUCAUCAGCCAUUAGUCUUCAUUAAUCAUCAUCUUCACUGAUUGUUGCUGUUGUCACAUUUAAAAUCUUCACCUCUAAAUAUAGCAAUAACUGUUUUUUAUAACUGCUAUAUAUCACACACCUUUAUUUAUAAAUGUAUAUGUAAAAUAUAAAUGAAUCAUUAUUAAACUUUUACAAGGAAAAGAUUGAUAGUGAAUUAAAAGUUUUAGUUGGUUCAUCUUUGUCAGGAAAAAAAGAAAUCAGGAUUGAUAAAGCUAUUUCCUGAGUCAUAUACACUUAUGAGGAUGGGGUCAGUUAUCUGGAUUCUGUGGUAUAUAUAUUCCUCCUGGGAUAGAAUACCAGUCCACAGCAUAAAUACUCAUUUUUGCCAAUUGAUUGCACUGGAGCAAUGAAAUGAAGUGUGUAUGAAGAUAGUAUGAUUCGCUGGAUGUGUAAUAUCAGUGUGCAUACACGACAGAGUGUAGACGCCCUGAGAGAAAAGUUGGGCAUAAGAAGCAUCAAAUGUGGUGUGCGAGAGAGGUGACUGUGCUAGUAUGGCCAUGUGUUAUGUAUGAAUGAAGACAGCUGCGUGAGGAAGUGCCACUCCCUAACUGAAGAAGGAACCCGUGGAAGAGGUAGACCCAGGAAGGCAUGGGAUGAGGUGGUGAAUCAUGACCUUCGAACACUGGGUCUCACAGAGGCAAUGACAGGAGACCGAGACCUUUGGAGAUACACUGUGAUUGAGAAGGCACGGCAAUUAAAGUAAGAUCGCAGUCACGCAUGUCCAGUUCUGUUAAGAAUAUGCCCGAUGCAUUGAGCAAUAUGAUAUGCUUGAGAAGACCUGUUGAGUCAAGUAAGACCAAUAUUGUAGCUGGGAUCAGUCCCUCCUGGCUGGCUCCCAUGUUGAUGGCACGUAAAAAGCACCAUUCGAAUGUGGUCGUUGCCAGUAUCCCAUGACUGACUCCCAUGUUGAUGGCACGUAAAAAGCACCAUCCGAAUGUGGUCGAUGCCAGGUCCACCUGACUGGCUCCCGUGCCAGUGGCACGUAAGAAGCACCAACCGAUCGUGACCGAUGCCAGUACCCUCUGACUGGCU